Messenger RNA from Lolium rigidum, 1269 nucleotides. Its product is annotated as putative serpin-Z8. Gene Ontology annotation, molecular function: serine-type endopeptidase inhibitor activity. The record is from RefSeq and is a predicted model, not a curated record. NCBI's taxonomy places the organism in Eukaryota, Viridiplantae, Streptophyta, Magnoliopsida, Poales, Poaceae. The transcript is spliced from 2 exons. Bases 1 to 1269 code for a protein of 422 amino acids.
AUGGACUUGGGCGUGCGGACUAGGUCUCAGAGGCUGUCUGCCGGCGGUUCCAGCGAGGGCCUCGCGGCGCUCUCCGCCGGCCUCGCACGGCGCCUCGCGGACGAGCACGCAAACAGCAACCUGAUCCUCCGCGUCCUCGGCGCGCGGUCCCGCGGAGAGCUCGACAAGUUCGUCGCGCGCGCAGCCGGGGACGCGCUGCGUGACCAGUCCCGCUCAGGCGGCCCGCGCGUGGCGUUCGCGUGCGGCGUCUGGAGUGACCUGUCGUGUCCGCUGAAGCCAGGCUUCUGCGAGGCCGUCGUCGCCGGCGCGUACGGGGCUGAGGCCUCCACCGUCAACUUCCACGGCGAUCUCAAGGGAGCAUGCCGGCUGAUCAACGCGUGGGCGGCGCGCGCUACGAAGGGCCUGGUCGACUCUGUUCUCGCCGAAGGCUCGGUAACCCGAGACGCCCGCGUCGUGCUCGGCAGUGCCCUGUACUUCAAGGGCAAGUGGGAGCAUCCCUUCGACAAGAGGAGCACGCAGGAGGGGCUCUUCCGCCGGCUAUGCGGCGCCAGCGCCGUCAACGUGCCCUACAUGCAGAGCUGGAAGAGGCAGUUCGUGUCCGUGCACGAUGGGUUCAAGGUGCUCAAGCUUCAGUACAAGAUGGCGGAAGCGCGCCGGAGCCAUGCCGGCAAGUCAAACAAUCGCCUUGGUGAUCCAAAAAGGCCGACACCAUACUCUCGGAGCUCCGACGGCCAGAACCGGCGUGGAUCCGAUGCGAACACUCCAGACAGCUUUUCUACUCCUACACGCUUCUCCAUGUGCAUCUUCCUCCCGGACGCCGACGAUGGCCUACUAAGCCUUCUGGACGCGAUCGCUUCAUUUCCGGGCUUCCUGCACAAGCACCUUCCUCAUAAGGAAGUCAAAGUCGGCGAGUUCAAGCUGCCAAGGUUCAAGCUGUCCUUCCACAGCAGUGUCGUCAACGCCCUCGACAAGUUGGGCCUCCGGUUGCCGUUCCAUGAAGCAGCCAACCUAUCCGAUAUGGCGGAGGACGACGACUCCGGCUUCCCACUGGCCGUGAGCGAUGUCAUCCACAAGGCAGUCAUCGAGGUGAACGAGGAAGGCACCAAGGCCGCUGCAGCCACCAUUAUUAGUAAUUUUCCAAAGAAGAUGCCAAUGCCGCUGCCGCCGGUUGAUUUCGUCGCUGACCAUCCAUUCGCCUUCUUCAUUGUGGAGGAGGAGACCAAAGCCGUCGCCUUUGCGGGGCACGUCCUCGACCCCUCUAGAGAGUAG